Messenger RNA from Urocitellus parryii (Arctic ground squirrel), 2911 nucleotides. It is a transcript of the gene Cdk18, whose product is annotated as cyclin dependent kinase 18. Gene Ontology annotation, molecular function: ATP binding; cyclin-dependent protein serine/threonine kinase activity. NCBI's taxonomy places the organism in Eukaryota, Metazoa, Chordata, Mammalia, Rodentia, Sciuridae. Gene Ontology annotation, biological process: protein phosphorylation. Gene Ontology annotation, cellular component: nucleus; cytoplasm. The record is from RefSeq and is a predicted model, not a curated record.
GCGAGCUGCGCGAGCCGGGAGGUCGGAGGAGGGGGCACCGCGGCGCCCGGGGAAAGGAGCAAAGGACUCUGCUGCUGGUCCCUGAUGAUCAUGAACAAGAUGAAGAACUUUAAGCGCCGGUUUUCGCUGUCAGUGCCGCGCACGGAGACCAUCGAGGAAUCCUUGGCUGAAUUCACCGAGCAGUUUAACCAGCUCCACAACCGGAGGAAUGAGGACAGCGGGGAGGAGCCCGGGCAGCUGUCCCCUGGCACGCAGUACCAGCGACGGCAGAACCAGCGUCGCUUCUCCAUGGAGGACAUCAGCAAGAGGCUGUCUCUGCCCAUGGAUAUCCGCCUGCCCCAGGAAUUUCUCCAGAAGCUACAGCUGGAAAGCCCAGAUCUGCCCAAGCCUCUCAGCCGCAUGUCCCGCCGCGCCUCCCUGUCAGAUAUCGGCUUUGGGAAACUGGAAACGUACGUGAAGCUGGACAAACUGGGGGAGGGCACCUAUGCCACGGUCUUCAAGGGGCGCAGCAAGCUGACAGAGAACCUGGUAGCCCUGAAGGAGAUCCGGCUGGAGCACGAGGAAGGGGCGCCCUGCACUGCCAUCCGAGAGGUGUCUCUGCUGAAGAACCUGAAGCACGCCAAUAUUGUGACCCUGCACGACCUCAUCCACACAGACCGCUCCCUCACCCUGGUGUUUGAGUACCUGGACAGUGACUUGAAGCAGUAUUUGGACCACUGUGGAAACCUUAUGAGCAUGCAUAAUGUCAAGAUUUUCAUGUUCCAACUGCUCCGGGGCCUGGCCUACUGUCACCGACGCAAAAUCCUGCACCGGGACCUGAAACCCCAGAACCUGCUCAUCAAUGAGAGAGGCGAGCUGAAGCUGGCCGACUUUGGACUGGCCCGGGCCAAGUCGGUGCCCACAAAGACCUACUCGAACGAGGUGGUGACCCUAUGGUACAGGCCCCCGGAUGUGCUGCUGGGAUCCACAGAGUAUUCCACCCCAAUCGAUAUGUGGGGCGUGGGCUGCAUCCACUACGAGAUGGCCACCGGGAGGCCCCUCUUCCCCGGCUCCACAGUCAAGGAGGAGCUGCACCUCAUCUUCCGCCUCCUCGGGACCCCUACAGAAGAGACGUGGCCCGGCGUGACGGCUCUCUCCGAGUUCCGAGCCUAUAACUUCCCGGGGUACCUCCCACAGCCGCUCCUCAGCCACGCCCCCAGGUUGGACACGGAUGGCAUCCACCUGCUGACCGGCCUCCUCUUGUAUGAAUCCAAGAGUCGCUUGUCAGCAGAGGCAGCCCUGAGUCACCCCUACUUCCGGUCUCUGGGAGAGCGAGUGCACCAGCUGGAAGACACUGCCUCCAUCUUCUCCUUGAAGGAGAUCCAGCUCCAGAAGGACCCAGGUUACCGUGGCUUGGCCUUCCAGCAACCAGGUCGAGGGAAGAACCGGCGGCAGAGCAUCUUCUGAGGUGGGCCCACCCUGCUGCAGCUUGGGGGACAUGAGGUCACGUGGAAUCCAAGUUUGGGUAGGAUGAGACCAUUGGAGGACUGAGGAACGAGAGCCCGUGGCUGGAAGACUGUGUGGCAGCCUUGCUGGUCACAGCUGUUUCCUCUCCCUUCUUCCCACAYACCUCCCUGGUGGCCUUUGCCUGGACACCAACCCUUGUCAGCCACUGUGGGGCCUGAGUUGCUCCCCUGAGAGGAGAUGAGGGGGCAGGGAGAGACCUGGGACCCUCUCCCAACCUGAAGUGCUUGGAUGUCAGCGUGGGACCCGCCUGGACAGGAGAAUUCAGGUGCCUGGCUGAGUACGGUGCCCCGGAUAGGGGUUCCACCGUGCCUCCCUCUGGGGCCUGCCUGCCCCAGUUGGCAGAUCCCCUUUCUGACCCCUUAGAGCCCACACACAUUUCAUCUUCUCCUUUGAGAGCAAGAAGGGGCAUGGCAGCUUGUCUGGGAACCCAGAAUACUGGGUGCUGAUAUGUGCCUAAGGCCAGCCCCACCUCAGGGGCAGAUGUCUCUGUUGUCAGAGGAAUGGCAGCCUGUCCUCUUGUCCUCCCCAGCCUGCUGUCUUUCCCCUCCUAGCCAGAGGCCCCGUGUGCCCCCUGGCUUGAACCAAGGCCGAGCAGCACCAGCCUGCUGCUCCAUGUCCAGCUGCAUCCGGAGGUGGCCUGGUACUGCCGGCCGCACUCCUGCCACCUCAGCCAGCCCCCGCCCGUCUCCCCAGUCUGGAUGGAGUUGCCUUAAUUUGGCAGGUGGCAGAGUGUACACUGCCCUUGGAGCUCUGACCCAGCUCCUACUGUCCCCUUUCCAAGAACCGCCCCUGCUGUUCUUAUCCCUGAGUGUCGAUAAGUCAGCCCUGGGUUGGGGCCCUGAGGACAGCACCCAGAUAUGCAAGGUCACCCUGACACUGGUACCAGGCCAGCCUCUGCCCUCGGGGGCCGGCACAACCUUCUCUGUUCCUUUCUUCCCAGUCCUAUGGGUCGGUUCACCUGAUCCUGGCACCAGCUUCCCCAGAAGGUGGUCAUGAGUAGGACGGGUGUCAGUGCCACCGCCUGAGGUAAAAUGGGAGGGGAGCAGGGUUCACCCCCCAGCACCCCUCUUAUAUCCCCAAGGUUUCCUCAACAUGUGGCUGAAUCUUGAAGGGCAAAGGCUGAGGGGAGGCCAGGCCCUGCUUCCUCCAUGAGCCCCCUCCCAGCCCCAGCCCCUCAGCCUGGGGAGCAGCCCUGGAGUCUGGGCUCCCCCAGCCCCCCAUUCUUCCCCCACUGUACUGUGAAUAUCCUGUGACUCAGCACAAAGACAGAUAAUAUAUUUAAUUCAUGUUGUACAGAAAGGAGCGAUUAGUCUCCUGCAGGAGAGCUGACUGGUAGAUCAAUGCCAAAGAUGGAGAACCGAAGCCCCCCUCCAGCCUAAUGAGCGGGGCUGGGGCUUGCUUGUAC